Molecule: messenger RNA, 2017 nt
Organism: Hibiscus syriacus
Lineage: Eukaryota; Viridiplantae; Streptophyta; Magnoliopsida; Malvales; Malvaceae
Product: homeobox protein HAT3.1-like
Exons: 11
Coding region: 1-2001 (666 amino acids)
Biological process (GO): regulation of DNA-templated transcription; chromatin organization
Cellular component (GO): nucleus
Molecular function (GO): chromatin binding; DNA binding
Source: RefSeq, a predicted model, not a curated record
AUGAUUGAUAUAAACAAGUGUAAUUGUGGAAAACAUUUGCAAUCACCUUCUGAAGGUUCCAAUGAUGCUAUUCAGACAAGUAAUACUUCUCUUGUUGACCCUUUAGGAUUGCCUCAAGAAAUCCUAGCUUUCAACAACCAAAGCUCCAUUGUGAAGACAUGUCCAAAAAUUCUGUGGCAGGGUUUCGCAUUCAAAUCGCAAGAGAAAUCUAAAGCUACUGAGCCAACCAAUAAUUUGGCUGAUGUUGGUUCUAACAAGAAGCAAAAAAGGAGGAAGAGGAAGAGGGAGGGAAACAAAGAAGUUUCUGAUGAAUAUUCAAGAAUCAGGAGGCACCUUAGAUAUUUAUUGAAUCGAAUAAACUAUGAACGAAAUCUGAUUGAUGCAUAUUCUACAGAAGGUUGGAAAGGGCUGAGCAUAGAAAAGUUAAAGCCACAGAAGGAGCUUCAACGCGCUGCAUCUGAAAUUCUUCGACGCAAAUUGAAAAUUAGAGAUUUAUUUCAACAUGUUGAUUCAUUAUGCGCUGAAGGAAGGCUUCCAGAAUCUUUAUUUGAUUCUGAAGGAGAAAUUGACAGUGAGGAUAUAUUUUGCGCAAAAUGCGGGUCGAAGGACCUCCCUGCCAACAAUGAUAUCAUACUAUGUGAUGGUGCUUGUGACCGAGGAUUCCAUCAAUAUUGCUUGCAGCCGCCUUUGCUAAAGGAAGACAUUCCUCCAGAUGAUGAGGGUUGGCUAUGCCCCGGAUGUGAUUUCAAAGAUGAUUGUAUUGAAUUGGUUAAUAAAUCUCAGGGAACAAAAUUUUCACUCACUGACAGUUGGGAGAAAGUCUUUCCAGAGGCAGCACUAGCUGCUGCAGGUGGAGAAAAUCAGGAUCCUAACUUUGGACUACCUUCAGAUGAUUCUGAUGAUAAUGAUUAUAAUCCUGAUAUUUCAGUAAAUGACGAGAAUGAUCAGGGAGAUGCGUCAAGUUCUGAUGAAUCUGAUUUCACUUCUGCAUCAGAGGAACCGGAAGUACCAGCUAAUGCUAAUCCUUAUUUGGGGCUUCAAUCUGAAGAUUCGGAUGAUGAUGAUUAUAAUCCCAAUGGCUUGAACCAUGAUAAUGUGGCUAAGGCGGAAUGUUCGAGUUCUGAUUUUACCUCUGAUUCUGAGGAUCUUGGCACUGUCAUAGUAGAAGAUGAUAUUUCUUCUCAGAAAGAUGGUGGCCCCAUGUCUAAUGGUGCUUCUAGAAACUCCAAGGGUCAAAAGAGUAAACUUAGUGGCAAGAAGUCUAUGAAUAAUGAGCUGUUAUCAGUAAUAGAAUCAGCUUCCGGACAAGAUGGUGCAACCAUAUCUGAUAAACGAAACAUUCAGAGGUUGGACUACAAAAGGCUAUAUGAUGAGACAUAUGGCAAUGUUCCUUCUAGUUCCAGCGACGAUGAGGAUUGGAAUAAUGCCUCGGCACCUAGAAAAAGGAAGAAACAUAAUGCAGAAGUGGCACAACCGAAUGGAAAUGCUUCUCUAACUAGUGGUGUCUCGGUUUCCAAUGGUUUAAAGCAGAAGCCGGAAGAGACGGAGCAUACACCUAGGAGAAACACUCGGAAGAGAUCAAAUCAUAAGGCUACUGAUAAAAAGGCUGUCAUGCCUGUUUCAAGCGGUAAAAAGGCUGGUUCAUCAACCCCUUCAAAUGGUAAGGGUACUGCGAAAUCACCCACGAAAUCACCUGCCAAAUCACCCGUAGGUGUUUGCAGAUCUAGUUCGAGUGGUAAACAGGCUGAUUCAUCAACAUCUAAAAGACUUGGAGAAGCUGUAACUCAGGGACUUUAUAAAUCUUUCAAGCAAAAUCAGUACCCAGACCGAUCUGUGAAAGAGAGUUUGGCUAAAGAGCUCGGAAUUACUGUCCGACAGGUUAGCAAAUGGUUCCUAAAUGCUCGCUGGUGCUUCAACAAUUCAAAAACUGUUCCAGGAAGUUCACUCAAAAAAGUUUCAGGUAAUGGUAUUACCCCAUCGACUCGUCGAAAGAAGAAUUGAAAUGGGAAUGGAGAUG